UAUGGUCCCACCAAUCCACAUGCUAUGAACUGAUAUUUUAGGGUAAGGGUAAUUUAGGUAUUAUCUUAAUGAGUAGCUUAGGAAAUAAGCUAGGUAGUUUUGUUAAGAAAAUUACUCUAUAUAUAGGGUUAAUUAGAGAGAAGAAGGUAUGUUGAAGAUUAUUGACAAUAUUAGGGAGCUUUUAAGAGUUCAUUUGGGAGUGUGUCAAGUCACUCGAAUACUUGGCAAUCUAUCCUUUAUUACUGUAAUUUUCAGUUUAUCAAUCAAAUCUUCAUCUUCUUCCUCAAUUUAUGCAUUUAUUGGUAUCUAAGCUAUGUUAGUUCAUAGCACCACAUCCACGAAAAGGCGAGGACUCACGCACAAACCUAAAUUUGGUAGAGAAAAUCGCACGUGUGGUAUAGACUAGUUCACAUAUAGAAGAAUAAGCAGGAGAAUAACCAACAUAUAAUCUUGUGUUAUUCCAGUGGGGUAUUAUAUGGUGUGCGAAUGGUAGUUCAUGAUGGGUGUAAGGAUUGGAUAAGCAGAGGCAGGCACCUCCAUCAUAAGGAUUAUUGUCUUACCUACUAAGAAUGUUGAGAAGAAAUACUCUUCUUUUAACCAAAUGCCUAAACAAGGAGUCUAAAGCCUCAUAAGGAACUUGAAUUUCAGACUUUAGUCUCAUUAUGUGGCUCCUCAUGUUCUCUACUUGUAGCAUAUCUACACCAUAUUUGCUCGUAAGGUAGAUAACUGAAUCAAAGAAUGGCAUCGACAGCAUUAAAUUCACUGCUUGUCGUCAUAGCUCAUAACUUCCUUGUCACCAUCCUGGUGCAUUAAUUUGUUUACCAGAGACCAUUUACUUUUCUGCGAUUCCACCUUUGUACCUCCAAUGGAGGACAACACAGACUUGAAGAUAUCAAGGGUUACCAGCUUUACAUCUUCUAACAUGCUUUCAAAGGUGUGUCCUUUUUGCAUGAUCGGUCUCGGUCACGGUCUUCAAGCACUAUUUGGAAAUCUUCUUGGCACUUUUUUGGGUGUUUAGAUAUUGAGCAACUUCACUUGUAACGUUAAGUUCAUCGCUGUGGCUUCUUCGUAGCACUGAUUGCAUGUCCUAUAGGCGUUCCUUUGAUUUACCAAUACAUCCCUUGAUGUGCUCCAAUAUCGAGAAGCCUUAGGGAUCCAUCUAAGACCACCUUGACCCAUUUGGAGUGUAGAUUUUCGGAUAUGGCUUGUUGAUUAAGCGGAAGGUGAAGCAACUCAUCUACAGAGAAAUACAAACUUCAAGGUUGGCGAGUUUUUGGGUCGGUGAUGAACAGGUAGAGGGAGGCAGGCAGGCAGCUUGAGAAGACUUCAAUCUGCAUAGUGUUGAUCAAACUUAUUGCCGGAUGAGUUAUUGAUGGGAAACUCGAUCAAUGGGUGAGUUGGAUGAAAGUUUGUGCAGAUUGAGGUCAUCUCAAGCUGCCUCUACUUCAUCAGUAACCAACAAACUUACCGACCUUAAAGAUUUAUACAAGUGCGUUGAGGAGUUUCUUCAACUGCCUCUUAAUCAGAAAAACGUAUCUCAAACUGAAUGCGUUGAGCAGGUGUUGGAUGGAUCUCUAAGACUUCUCGACAUUUGUAGCACAUCAAGGGAUGUUUUGGUACAGUCAAGGGAACGCCUCCAAGACAUUCAAUCAGUGCUAAGAAGAAGGUGUAGUGGUGAACUUAAUAUUACCAAUGAAGUCGCUGAAUACAUUAAAACACGAAAAACAUCCAAGAAGAUCAUCAAGAAGUGCUUGAAAGACAUCAAGGAAGUCGACAACACUAACGAGGCCAAUGUCCUUAAUGAAGUGCAAGCGAUGACAGUCGAAGUUUUCAAGUCAAUGCUAUCCUACAUUGGUGGAUCACAAAAAAGUAGUUGGUCUUUCUCAAAACUCAUCAGCCAGAAAUCUGAGAAGGAAACAACAACAUCCAUCAGUGAAUUUGAUGCAGUUGAUGCUACUUUGGAGUUGAUCUGUCAUAAAAAGACAGCAAAUGUAGAUAUGUCACAAUUGGUCAAAUUGGAGUAAGAAAUUCAAGAAAUUGAUGAAGUCUUAGAAUGCUUAUUUAGGCAUUUGGUUAAGACUAGAUCAACUCUUCUUAAUGUCCUUAGUAACUAGAACGUACAAAAGUUAACUAUUGUACAAAAUUUUGAUCUGUAAAUGAAAGUUAAUAUACAAAUGGAUACACAAUUUUCUUUAAUUUGUGUUCUUCAAGUUUAUAUUUUAAUUUAUGCAUGAUUCACUAAACAUAGCAGCAAUUUAU
Messenger RNA from Beta vulgaris subsp. vulgaris (sugar beet), 2259 nucleotides. RefSeq lists its product as uncharacterized. NCBI's taxonomy places the organism in Eukaryota, Viridiplantae, Streptophyta, Magnoliopsida, Caryophyllales, Amaranthaceae. The transcript has 2 exons. The record is from RefSeq and is a predicted model, not a curated record. The coding region runs from base 1389 to 2024 and encodes 211 amino acids. Gene Ontology annotation, biological process: shoot system development; root development.